This is a messenger RNA of Amphibalanus amphitrite, 1094 nucleotides long. Its product is annotated as tRNA (adenine(58)-N(1))-methyltransferase catalytic subunit TRMT61A-like. Gene Ontology annotation, biological process: tRNA methylation. Gene Ontology annotation, cellular component: tRNA (m1A) methyltransferase complex; nucleus. Lineage: Eukaryota; Metazoa; Arthropoda; Thecostraca; Balanomorpha; Balanidae. The record is from RefSeq and is a predicted model, not a curated record. Bases 101 to 1048 code for a protein of 315 amino acids. The transcript is spliced from 7 exons.
GAAAUGUUUUCCACGUUGACUGUUGAAGGAAGAGGACCUUAGCUACGCGCCCUAACCCAGAACAACAACAACGAAGAGGACCUUAGUAGAAAUAUUCACCAUGAGUUUCAAGGAGUACAAGACUCACGUGGAGAUGGGAGACACAGUCAUAUUGUAUUUAAAUAUUAAAAACAUUCAUGCUAUAACUGUAACAGAAGAAGUCAAGAACAAGAAGGGGAAUAUGGUUCCCAACAUUUUUCAAACAGUUUAUGGAGCUCUAAAAGUGAAGGAUCUGGUCGGUAUGAAGUACGGCUCGCAGGUGCAGAUGACGCGUGGCUGGGCGUUCGCGCUUCACCCGACGCCCGAGCUGUGGACGCUGACGCUGCCGCACCGGACGCAGAUCCUGUACACGCCCGACAUCAGCAUUGUGCUGACCCAGCUGGAACUGCGGCCCGGCAGUGUCGUCUGCGAGGCCGGUACCGGCAGUGGCUCGCUAUCACACGCUAUCCUGCGCACCAUAGCUCCCACCGGUCACCUGCACACGUUCGACUUUCACGAGCAGCGCAGUCGACUGGCCGCUGAGGAGUUCUCAGCUCACGGGGUGGGCGACUAUGUCACCGCUCGACACAGGGAUGUCUGUGGCGAGGGGUUCGACCUGGACAGUGUGGCUGAUGCUGUAUUCCUGGACCUCCCACGGCCCUACGACGCCGUGCCAUUCGCCAAACAGGCGCUGAAGAAGUCAGGCGGGCGGAUAUGCUCGUUCUCACCAUGCAUAGAACAGGUCCAGAAGACAUGUGACAGCCUGCGUAAGCACGGCUUCACAGAGCUACAAACGCUCGAGUGCCUUCAGCGCGAGUUCCAGGUCCGCAAGUCUGUGAUGUCCGUCUUCGAUCUCAGUCAGCCGCCGACAGAUGGCAGUGCGGACGGCGACGAGCGACCGUCCAAGAAGGCGGCGAUGGAGGAGCGGCCUCGAGAGGUGCUCACUGGAAUCCCCCUCACCACCAUGCCGGGUCACACCGGCUUCCUCACGUUCGCCACCCUGCCGCCAGUGAUGACUUCAGCAACAUGACGACCGCUCGCGCUCCGGGUUUUACAAUAAACAGACAUGUUCUUUC